This is a messenger RNA of Syngnathus typhle (broad-nosed pipefish), 1336 nucleotides long. RefSeq lists its product as uncharacterized. The transcript has 2 exons. NCBI's taxonomy places the organism in Eukaryota, Metazoa, Chordata, Actinopteri, Syngnathiformes, Syngnathidae. The record is from RefSeq and is a predicted model, not a curated record. The coding region runs from base 2 to 793 and encodes 263 amino acids.
AAUGUGCACCAAACGCGCAUGGACCUGUCCAGCCCAACCAAAUCUCGUCACAGAAAACCCCUCCUCGUGUACCCCCCUCCUACACACGGACACACUUCCUCUCUGCUGCAACCACAAAGCAGAGCAGAGUUCCCCGGUUACCGCGUCUCUCCUCCGCCGCAAACCCGGAUAUGCUUGUUCUCCAUGCGGCAACGCCCGGGAGCUUCACCGCCUAAGCAUCAGCAGGAGGAGGCGGCAUGGAAGUGUUUUUACCUCGGCAAGAUGCCUGAACAAGCACACGCGUCUUCGCAGCAGGCUGGCUGAGGACUCCCGAAGGAAGGCGAGGAGGAGCGGGACGGCGGCGAUGCGGCUGCCCCAGUGCGCGCUGCUCCUCCUGGGCGUGCUGCUGAUGGUGGCCGGCGUGUUGGUAGCUCUGUGCGCGCCUAUGCCCAGUUUUUCGGCUCCCGUCUUGGGGUUCUUCCUGGGCAUUGGGGGCGCGAGCCUGCUGGUGAGUGUACUGUGCAUGGCCAUGAAGAACCUGCAGGCAGCAGUGCCUGGACACUUCUUGCUGCACCCGCGGACGGGCACUCGCUUCAGCCCGCAACAGUCGCUGGCCAUCCAAAGGAGGUUGGACCGAAUCCGACGUGAGAUGUCAACAGACUCUGUCAGCGGUGGGCCGGACCCUGGAGCGACCCUGGAACCAUCUCCGGAACCAGCGCUCCCGUGUACCCCGCCCCCCUGGACCAUGGAACCCCCACCGUCCUACGACACAGUGAUGAAGAUCCAAGAGCAUGGCGGCGACGAGCAGCCCUAACGUCGCAACUCUAAUGACUGUUUGUGGACAAAAUGGUCGCUAACAAGCUGCUUGGCUGCGGUGCCUUUAUAAGGGGAACCAAGGACUUUCCUAAACUUGAUUGGCUUGCUUGAAGUUACUUGACCAACUACUGUGGCUGCAGAGCACUUUCUGUUUUAACAAAGCAUUCCCUAAACACUAGGUGCCUUAAUCUGAAACUGCUUUUCACACAGAGCAUCAUUCAAAACAAAAACAAAACAAAUCCAAAAUGAUUCACAUUUUCCUUUUCCCACAGAAGCAUGGAUUUUAUUGGAGGCGAGGUAUUUAUUUAUCUAUCUGUGUAUCACUAUGGUGAAGAAAUCUGGCCUCGGUGCCAUGAAAAAUAAUUUGAGACAGCGUCCAAUCAGAUCGCUCGACUGUUAUUCGCCACGCUACUGACGGCCGCUAGGGGGCAGCUUUGCAUGGUAUCUGCAGAUUCCUUGAUUGACUUCUACUCAAUUUGUUGAUGUAUUGUUUUGGUGACAAUUUUGACACACUUUUGUUAUAUAAAAAUUUUGUGGGUGA